Messenger RNA from Phytomonas sp. EM1, 894 nucleotides. The record is from the annotation of a GenBank genome assembly. Lineage: Eukaryota; Euglenozoa; Kinetoplastea; Trypanosomatida; Trypanosomatidae.
AUGUUUUUCGAGGAUCGUUUAGCUGAUACUUCUGACUCAGAGAGUUCACUCAAAGAGGUAGUUAAUAAUGGGGAUGGUGAGCAUCGCUCCAUUGAAGUUCCCCAUCGACACCCUCCCAGUCUACCAGAAAGUAGUGCUCAACUACCUUCGCGUUUGGGCAGUGUGAGUUCUCCGAUUGCGGAUGAAGGCAAUGCCCCAAAGGUUUCCGCUUCCUUUGUAUCUUCGUUGGUACAGGCCACGGAGAAUGAACGUCACUGCCCUGAUAUUUUACUCUAUCCAGCAGCGCUUAUCGACACCGCUGUUGGCCUCAUAGCUCACCAACAGGAGCGCGUUCGUCAGCUUUCGGAGGCCGAGAAGCAGGCUUCAGCGCUCGAGUCGCCUGAUAGUAUGUCGUUGUUGCCAUUUAAGCCAUCGGACAUUAUGUCGCUGGAGCUACAGCGACUGCAGUUUUUCUUAUGCGAGCUGCUCCGCUGCCGGCUGCGGAAAAUUGAGGCGAUGUGUAUGAGUAUCUACUACGAAGGCCUGUUGGAAGGGGGGGCCCCCCCUCCCGAGGUUGAGAUCCGCUCCCCGCAGCGUGGCUUUCUCAGCCACAACGAGCGCGUCGUGGCCGAUCGGCUUGCAGUGGCCUCCCGACAGGCCGCGUUGCAGGCCGGGCUGGCAGGGGCGCCGGAGCCCCUUCAGCAUUUAGUCCCCCACCCCCCUGACGGCGAGGGGGGGGAGGUGCUGCCGGAGCCGGACCUCAACACAUACGUGUUCGGACUCGCCCUAGUAGAUCUCGGUGUGGUGCGCGUUGGGGAGUACGCGGAGCAGUCGAUUCAGUCGGGGGAUUUGUUUCUGAUGCCAUACUGGACCUUUCGGCCCUACGUGCGCGCGGGGCAGGUGCGGCUGGUGUAG